This is a messenger RNA of Raphanus sativus (radish), 1647 nucleotides long. Its product is annotated as probable receptor-like serine/threonine-protein kinase At4g34500. Gene Ontology annotation, biological process: protein phosphorylation. The transcript is spliced from 7 exons. The coding region runs from base 102 to 1430 and encodes 442 amino acids. Gene Ontology annotation, molecular function: protein kinase activity; ATP binding. The record is from RefSeq and is a predicted model, not a curated record. NCBI's taxonomy places the organism in Eukaryota, Viridiplantae, Streptophyta, Magnoliopsida, Brassicales, Brassicaceae.
CUAAAUCACUUUGCAACGUUUUCGUGAAAGCUAUCAUCUCCUUCUGUUUGUAUUUUUCUUUCUUUUAUUUUUCUUCUUCCAGAAAACAACUCUAACAAGUCAUGUCUGGUUCUGGCGACUCGGUGGGUGUUCACAAGCUCUCAGCUAAAUCCACCAUCUUCGGACUAAGUAUCUACUUAGUCAUCGCGAUAUGUUCCGUGUUCCUACUGCUGAUCUCGCUCUUGAUCUUCCUCUUCGUCUGCUUGAACAGAGUCUCACGCGCGCGUAGAAUGCGCGUGAAACACAGCUCCGGAUCCAUCCCUCUGGUCUCUAAGAAGACGUCGGAGGAGAUCAAGACGGUCGGGAAGUUUCUGAACUGCGACGAUUCGAUGAGGAAAGUCGAGAACGAAGUCGUUGUCGUCACCGAAGAAGCGACGAGCAAAGAAGCGAGCGGCGCGUUCGAUGAUAUGUCGGUGGCUUCGAGCGGUGACGUUGGUUCCGAGGUGAUGGGAUGGGGGAGGUGGUACAGCUUGAGAGAUCUGGAGACUGCGACGCGUGGCUUCUCUGACGAGAACGUGAUCGGAGAAGGAGGAUACGGUGUCGUUUAUAGAGCUGAUUUUCCCGACGGUUCGGUCGCUGCCGUAAAGAAUCUACUUAACAACAAGGGUCAAGCAGAGAAAGAGUUCAAAGUUGAGGUGGAAGCAAUUGGGAAAGUAAGACAUAAGAACUUGGUUGGUCUGAUGGGUUAUUGUGCCGACACUGCUCAAAGGAUGCUUGUGUAUGAAUAUAUUGAUAAUGGAAACUUGGAGCAGUGGUUGCAUGGUGAUGUAGGUCCAGUGAGUCCUCUCACAUGGGAUAUUCGCAUGAAGGUUGCCAUUGGAACAGCUAAAGGAUUAGCCUACUUACAUGAAGGGCUUGAACCAAAGGUUGUGCACCGUGAUGUGAAGUCCAGUAACAUCUUGCUUGAUAGGAAGUGGAACCCGAAGGUGUCUGAUUUCGGUUUGGCCAAGUUAUUAGAAUCUGAAACGAGCUAUGUGACAACUCGUGUGAUGGGAACUUUUGGAUAUGUUUCACCGGAGUAUGCAAGUACCGGUAUGCUUAAUGAGUGUAGCGAUGUCUACAGUUUUGGUGUUCUUCUCAUGGAGAUUAUAACAGGGAGGAGCCCAGUCGAUUAUUCAAGACCCCCUGGCGAGAUGAACUUAGUGGAUUGGUUCAAAGGAAUGGUUGCAAGCAGACGUGGAGAAGAAGUUAUAGACCCUAAAAUCAAAAAUCCACAACCUCAUCCAAGAGCUUUGAAAAGAGCAUUGCUUGUUUGUUUGCGUUGCAUAGACCUUGAUGCUAGUAAACGACCAAAGAUGGGACAAAUUAUUCACAUGCUUGAGGCUGAUGAUUUCCCUUUCCGUCCUGAACACAGAUCAGUCCAGACAAACAAGAAACCACUUGAGAGUUGAUGCUAUUGGGGGUACACAACCAGAUUGAUAGAUUUGUCCACGUUUGUUCUAUAUUGAGUAUUACAUAGAUUCAUAUGAGUUGAAAAUCAAAAGUGAAAUUAGAUAAUAUGAGAAUGGUUCAAGUUCUAAGGCUUUGUAAUAUGUAAAUAUAUAUCAUAUAUGCUGAAUACUUUAAGUGCAUUUUUUUUUGGACAAACACUUUAGUCCAUUUCUUAUC